This is a messenger RNA of Panicum virgatum (switchgrass), 1769 nucleotides long. Its product is annotated as transcription factor MYB94-like. The transcript has 3 exons. Gene Ontology annotation, biological process: response to auxin. The record is from RefSeq and is a predicted model, not a curated record. Lineage: Eukaryota; Viridiplantae; Streptophyta; Magnoliopsida; Poales; Poaceae. The coding region runs from base 505 to 1470 and encodes 321 amino acids.
UCUCUCCCGUCUCUCACUACAUCUGACUAGUCAAGUGAGAUAUAGAAGGAGCUAGCAGCGCUAUCUUUGCUGCGGCUGCCCUACUAGCUGUCUCGGCAUCCUGGCCGUGGCCGGCGAGGUUAGCCAUAGCCCACACAGGCACAAAAGGUCAGCGCUGUGCUUUGGUCGCGGCGGCCACCACCGUUAUAUAUACACGCCUGCACCUCCCCCCCUUGGAUCCUUGUCCUCAAGCAGCCAGCACCACACCAGUGCUGCUGGAUUCUUCUAGCUCAGUUGCUCGCAACAAGACACGCAUCAGCUGAGAACUCCGACCCGCUUCGGCCUGACGGUCUCGCGCGCUUGCUCUCUCUUGCGCGGCGUCGGUGGCUACCAGCUAGCCUUUUGUUGUUGCCCACCACCUCACCUCACAUCGUACGCCAUAAGCACAACGCUUCUGUCUGCUGAGAAAGAGGCCUCUCUCUUAGCUUGGUGAUCAGUCGAUCGAUCGAGGGCGACGACGACGCCAUGGUGAGGCCGCCGUGCUGCGACAAGGAGGGCGUCAAGAAGGGCCCGUGGACGCCGGAGGAGGACCUUGUCCUCGUCUCCUACAUCCAGGAGCACGGCCCCGGCAACUGGCGCGCCGUCCCGACCAGAACCGGGCUGAUGCGGUGCAGCAAGAGCUGCCGGCUCCGGUGGACCAACUACCUCCGCCCGGGCAUCAAGCGCGGCAACUUCACCGACCAGGAGGAGAAGCUCAUCGUCCACCUCCAAGCUCUCCUUGGCAACAGGUGGGCUGCCAUCGCGUCGUACCUGCCGGAGCGGACGGACAACGACAUCAAGAACUACUGGAACACGCACCUCAAGCGUAAGCUGCAGAGCGGCGGCGACGGGGCGGCGAAGCCUCCGGCGCACAGGCCGGCCUCGUCGUCCAAGGGGCAGUGGGAGAGGCGCCUGCAGACGGACAUCGACAUGGCGCGCCGCGCGCUCCGCGAGGCCCUGACGCCGCUCGGCAACCUGAAGCCGCAGCAGCACGACGGCGUCGACGCGGCGGGCGCUAGCACCGGCGGGGCCGGGGGCGGCGACAGCCCGGCGUCGAGCUCAUCGGGCGCGUCGCUGUGCUCCCCCUCGGUGGCCGCGCCGGGCCCGUACGUCCUGACCACGGAGAACAUCUCGCGGAUGCUGGACGGGUGGGCCGGCGGCAGGAAGGGCCGCGGCGGCGGCAGUGCCGGUCCCGGCACGCCCGGCGGGGCCGAGAGCGCGUCCACCGGAUCCUCGGACGCGUCGGAGGUGUCGUACGGUGGCGCCGGCGUGGCGUCGGCAGCGCCCCCCGCUGCCAGGGCGCUCUCCGAGUACGAGAGGAAGCCUGCCGUUGCGGCCCAGCAGAUGCCGCUGUCGGCGCUCGAGUCUUGGCUGUUCGACGACGACAGCCACUUCCACCAAGUCCAGAGCGCCAGCUUGCUUGACGUGCCCCCCAUGGAUUACCAGUUCUAGCUAUGGUUAGUGUGUUCAAGUGAUGCAGCUCAAGCUAAUCACUUCAAAGCAAGCAUGGAAUUAGUCGCCUAAAGAAAACUACAUAGAUCCUACAGUAUGUCAGUGACUAAUCGGUUGUUGCUGGUUGAAUUAGUCGCUUGAUCCAAAUACUUUUUACUUAGGAUCUGCAUAGUUUUCAUUUAUAUUUCAAAGAACCAUGGAAGCGCUCCUAUGUUAUUAUCAUCCUUACUAAGACUGAAUAUGUUCAUGGGCCUUUUGGUCUUAGCCUUUUAAGCAACAACUUGAGUAGAUCCCCUUUG